AUGGGGCAACGGAAGAAGCUCAGGGACAUCGUCGGCGCCGUGAAGGACAGAGGCUCGCUCUUCAAGGCGUCGCUCUCCGCGAAGCCCGCCGUCUCCGCCACGCGCGCCACCGUCGUCCGCGCCACCACCCACAAGUCCGCCGCCGCCCCCGCGGAGCACCGGGUCGCCGCCGUCCUCUCCCUCGGCCUGGGGUCCGGCAUCACCGCGUCCGCGUGCAUCUGGUACCUGACGGCCCGCCUCCACCGCACGCGCAACGCCUUCGUCGCGCUGAAAUGCCUCUUCGCGCUCCACGGCAUCAUGAUCCACCGGAGCCCGCACGACCAGAACCUCCGCCUCUAUUCCUUUGCCUUCGAGGGGAAGAAUUUCCUCAGCCUGUGCAAGUUCAACGACGACUUCGACGAGGAGGCGAAGGAGUACUCGUCGUGGGUGAGAUGGUACGCGGCGACGCUCGAGCAGAGCCUCAUCGCUUCUCACGCUCUGGGUUACGUUCUUUCUUCUUCGUCUUCAUCUCCUUGUUCUCAAGCGAAAAGAGAAUACAAACGAGAGAGGAUGCGAGCAGCGACGAGCUCGGAUUUGAUGCGGGAGCUCGAAGUCCUCGCGAGCUCUCUCGAGCAAGUGAGCGACGUCCCGGGGUCGCUGCAUCUUCGGAAGAACGAUCUGGUAUACGAGGUCGUGCGAUCAGUCUGUCAAGAUUACCGGAUGAUCCGGUGCGAAGUGUGCUCGAGAGUGGAGGAGUUGGGCAGCGAGGAGAGAUCGGGCAGCUUGAGUUUCGGCCAUCUGACUCGGUUGCAGAGCGCUCUGGAGCGAAUCGAAGGUUGCCGAGAGAGGCUGGCUUCGCUGUUCGUGAACAAGGCGAACGCCGACGGGCUGUGGGACUUGAUCCCGCGAACGAAGGAGAAGGUGCUCGGUCUCAUGCGAGGUGGCGACCAGAGCUCGACGGUCGUCCCCGGCGGUGCUUGGCUUCCGUGGCGGGACAGGUUUUCUUUUAAUGCUUUGACGACUGUUUUGUGA
Messenger RNA from Eucalyptus grandis, 1011 nucleotides. Its product is annotated as putative clathrin assembly protein At4g40080. The transcript has a single exon. Gene Ontology annotation, biological process: clathrin-dependent endocytosis; vesicle budding from membrane; clathrin coat assembly. Bases 1 to 1011 code for a protein of 336 amino acids. The record is from RefSeq and is a predicted model, not a curated record. Gene Ontology annotation, molecular function: SNARE binding; clathrin heavy chain binding; phosphatidylinositol-4,5-bisphosphate binding. Gene Ontology annotation, cellular component: clathrin-coated vesicle; clathrin-coated pit. NCBI's taxonomy places the organism in Eukaryota, Viridiplantae, Streptophyta, Magnoliopsida, Myrtales, Myrtaceae.